CCUCCCCGCCGGCCUCCCCUGCCGGCCGCCGCCGCCGGCGCCGCGCCAGCCGCCCCCCGAGAGCCCGCGGUCCCCGCGGCCGGGCCCGGAGCCGCCGGCGCCGAGAGGGAGCCCGCGCCCAGGAGCGGCGGCGGGGCCGGGCCUGCGCGGCCGUUGGCGGAGGAGCCGCGGGCGCCAUUAGCGCCGCCUCGGCCGCGCCGGCUCCCCGCGCCCGCCCGCCGGGCUCCCGCGGCCGCGGCGCCCCGAAGGAAACUCCCUGUUAACAGGGACGUGCUCGCAAGAUUCCCCGACGAGCGCCGUUGGCGGCCGCCGCGGACUUGCCGGGCUGUGCUGGGCCGCCUGGGCCGGCGCGCCGCGGCUCCUCCUUCCUGCGGAUCCGGGGCUCGGGACGCAAUGAGCGCGCACCCCAGCCGGCCUGGGCUUUUUCUUGAGUGACCGUGCCGAGGUGACUGUUGCCAAAUGAGGAGGAAAGGACGAUGUCAUCGAGGACCCGUGGCCAGGCACCCCGCUUCCCCGUGCAGCCUUAAGCACUCCCCGACGCGAGAGACGCUGACGUACGCGCAAGCCCAGAGGAUGGUGGAGAUCGAGAUCGAAGGGCGCCUGCACAGGAUCAGCAUCUCUGACCCCCUGGAGGUCAUCCUGGAGGAUGACCUCACCGCCCAGGAGAUGAGCGAGUGCAACAGCAACAAGGAGAACAGCGAGCGGCCUCCUGUCUGCCUCAGAACUAAGCGCCACAGAAACAACAGAGUCAGGAAGAAAAGUGAGGCCCUGCCUGGCGCUCCUGGCACGCCCGCCUCCGCCAGCGCACUGCCCGAGCCCAGGGUGCGUGUCGUUGAGUACAGCCCCCCAUCCGCCCCCAGGAGGCCCCCCUUGUACUACAAGUUCGUCGAGAAGUCCGCCGAGGAGCUGGACAACGAGGUGGAGUACGACAUGGACGAGGAGGACUAUGCCUGGCUGGAGAUCGUCAACGAGAAGCGCAAGGGCGAGUGUGUCUCGGCCGUGUCCCAGAGCAUGUUCGAGUUCCUCAUGGACCGAUUCGAGAAGGCCUCGCACUGCGAGAACCAGAAGCUGGGUGAGCAGCCGCCGCUCAUCGAUGAGGACGCCGUGUGCUGCAUCUGCAUGGACGGCGAGUGCCAGAACAGCAACGUGAUCCUCUUCUGCGACCUGUGCAACCUGGCCGUGCACCAGGAGUGCUACGGGGUGCCCUACAUCCCCGAGGGCCAGUGGCUGUGCCGGCACUGCCUGCAGGCCCGAGCCAGGCCUGCCGACUGCGUGCUGUGCCCCAACAAGGGCGGGGCCUUCAAAAAGACGGACGACGACCGCUGGGGCCAUGUGGUGUGUGCCCUGUGGAUCCCCGAGGUCGGCUUUGCCAACACGGUCUUCAUCGAGCCCAUCGAUGGCGUGCGGAACAUUCCCCCAGCCAGGUGGAAACUGACGUGCUACCUCUGCAAGCAGAAGGGUGUUGGAGCUUGCAUUCAGUGCCACAAAGCAAACUGCUACACAGCAUUCCACGUGACAUGUGCCCAGAAGGCUGGCCUGUACAUGAAGAUGGAGCCUGUCCGGGAGCUGGCUGCGGGGGGCACCACCUUCUCGGUCAGGAAGACCGCGUACUGUGACGUCCACACGCCUCCGGGCUGCACGCGGAGGCCCCUGAGCAUUUACGGGGAUGGCGAGACGAAAAAUGGCAUCUGCCGGAAAGAGAGUGUGGUCAAAACGGUUAGGUCCACCUCCAAGGUCAGGAAGAAAGCGAAAAAGGCCAAGAAGACGCUAGCCGAGCCCUGCGCGGCCCUGCCCGCCGUGUGCGCCCCUUAUAUUCCGCCUCAGAGAUUAAAUAAAAUUGCGAAUCAGGUGGCCAUUCAGCGGAAGAAGCAGUUUGUUGAGCGAGCCCACAGUUACUGGCUACUCAAGAGACUGUCUCGGAACGGCGCGCCCCUGCUGCGGAGGCUGCAGUCCGGCUCCCAGUCCCAGAGAAACACGCAGCAGAGGGAGAACGACGAGGAGGUGAAGGCGGCGAAGGAGAAGCUCAAGUACUGGCAGCGGCUGCGGCACGACCUGGAGCGUGCGCGCCUGUUGAUCGAGCUCAUGCGCAAGCGCGAGAAGCUCAAGCGUGAGCAGGUGAAGGUGGAGCAGGUGGCCAUGGAGCUGCGGCUGACCCCCUUCACGGUGCUGCUGCGCUCGGUGCUGGAGCAGCUGCAGGAGAAGGACCCUGCCCGCAUCUUCGCCCAGCCCGUGAGUCUGCAAGAGGUGCCAGACUACCUGGAGCACAUCCAGCACCCCAUGGACUUUGCCACCAUGCGCAGGCGGCUGGAGUCUCAGGGCUAUAAGAGCCUGGCCGAGUUUGAGGCAGACUUCAGUCUCAUCGUGCACAACUGCAUGAAGUACAACGCCAAGGACACCGUGUUCUACCGGGCUGCCGUGCGGCUGCGUGACCAGGGCGGUGCCGUGCUCAGGCAGGCCCGGCGCCACGUGGACAGCAUUGGCUUCGAGGAGGCCACGGGGAUGCACCUGCCCGAACGGCCCGUGGCUGCCCCUCCGCCACCCUUCUCCUGGGAAGACGUGGACAGGCUGCUGGACCCGGCCAGCAGGGCGCACAUGCCGCUGGAGGAGCAGCUGCGGGAGCUGCUGGACAAGCUGGACCUCACCUGCUCCAUGAAGUCCAGCGGGUCGAGGAGCAAGCGGACAAAGCUGCUCAGGAAGGAGAUUGCGCAGCUCCGGAGCAGGCUCAGCCAGCAGCACGGCCGGCCGCCGCAGGCAGAGGCAGGUACUGGAGGCUUGGAAGAGGACGCGGCUCCGCCGGGGCCCGAGCCCGAGGAGGAAGGAGAUAAAUCUCCCCCUAAACUUGAACCAUCAGAUGCAUUACCUCUUCCUUCAAACCCGGAGACUAAUUCAGAACCACCAACCCUCAGACCAGUAGAACUCAAUCCAGAGCACAGUAAACCAUUCAAAAGAGUCACAUUUGAUAAUGAGUCACGUAGCCCCGGCCCUCAGAGCGCGCCGGUGAACGGACACCCAGCAGACGCCCCUCUGGCCGGUCCUGGCCGCGCGCCGGCCGCCGCCGCAGGGGCAGAGCCCUGGAGCGAUGUAAACAGACGCACUUCUGUUCUCUUCUGCAAAUCGAAAAGCGUAAGCCCCCCAAAGUCUGCCAAGAACACUGAAACCCAGCCAACUUCUCCUCAGCUAGGGACCAAAACCUUUUUGUCUGUAGUCCUUCCGAGGUUGGAGACUCUUCUGCAGCCAAGGAAAAGGUCCCGAAGCGCCUGCGGAGACUCCGAGGCGGAAGAGGAGUCCCCGGGAAAGCGCCUGGACACAGGUCUCACCAACGGCUUUGGGGAUGCGAGCAGCGAGCAGGAGCCGGGCGGCGCGGCGAGCAGGAAGGCCGCACCCCGGCGCCGCUGCGCCUCUGAGUCCAGCAUCUCCUCCAGCAACAGUCUCCUCUGUGGCCCCAGUUUCAGUGCACCCAAGUGUGGGAGGGGCAAGCCCGCACUCGUGCGCAGACACACGCUUGAAGACCGCAGCGAGCUGAUCUCCUGCAUCGAGAACGGGAAUUACGCCAAGGCUGCGCGGAUCGCGGCAGAAGUCGGGCAGAGCGGCAUGUGGAUCUCCACCGACGCGGCGGCCUCUGUGCUCGAGCCCCUGAAGGUGGUGUGGGCCAAGUGCAGCGGCUACCCCUCCUACCCCGCGCUGAUCAUCGACCCCAAGAUGCCCCGUGUGCCCGGCCACCACAAUGGCGUCACCAUCCCUGCACCCCCCCUGGACGUGCUCAGGAUCGGGGAGCACAUGCAGACCAAGGCUGGCGAGAAGCUGUUCCUGGUCCUGUUUUUCGACAACAAGAGAAGCUGGCAAUGGCUUCCCAAGUCCAAGAUGGUCCCGCUCGGCAUCGAUGAGACGAUCGACAAGUUGAAGAUGAUGGAGGGCAGGAACUCCAGCAUCCGGAAGGCCGUGCGAGUCGCGUUUGACCGCGCCAUGAACCACCUCAGCCGCGUCCACGGGGAGCCAGUCAGCGACCUCAGCGACGUCGACUAGCCCCGCAGGAGGGCCCUGGCGUCUCCCGCACUGUCCAUAACCUGUACAUAUGUGUACAUUGUUCAGAUCUUAACUUAUUCUGGUUUCCGUCAUAGGUCUUGGUUCUGUUCCCUUGAGGAGGGGGAGGUUUUGUUUCCACGUGUCCUCUGUGAAGCCAUCGCCCGGCUCUGUGGGCCCGGACAUGGCGUGGGUCUGUCUGCGGAAUCCCUCACAUGCUGGAUGGUGCUGCUAUAUCACUUUCUUUGAUCAGUAGCUUUUUUUUAAAGACUUUUGAAUGUUUGAUAAUUUUGUAAAUCAUACUCUUUACACAGAGUGCCACUUAUUUAAUAAGAUGGGUGUAAAUUUACAGUGACAAAUGUGUAUUUUAAGAAAGAAAUGACAUUAUUUUGAAUGGUACUUUGUGGAAAGAGAUGGAGAAUAAAUUGAUGUCCUGCACAUCACUUGCAAAUCACCAAAAACCCUCCGCAGCCGUCGGGCAGAGCUCCCGGGGCACGGCCCCAUCCCCUUGGCCCCUCCCGCCCACCCCAGGCCACCACGGUGCACCUCCCAGCCGAUUAUUUAUUGUAGAAAGUGUAUUCAUUUGCUUUAUAAUGAAAAAUAAAUUUGCAAAGGUAUAUUGAUAUGCAUUUUUAUACAGGCACAUAAAAAUCCAACUCGCUUUGGGAGAGAGAUGUAUCGGCGUCGUUGUAUAAAUGACUUGAUGGCUUGUGUGUACUUUGAUUUUGUAACCUGUAAUCUUCUGUUUACAACGAGGGGCUUUCUGUAACUUGUUUUAUUUUAGAACACUUUGGUAGCAAUAGAGACUUUGGAUACAUUUUUGUAUGGUACAUGUGAUGUAUAUAGAAUUAGUACUUUAUUUUUAUUUUUAAGAGGUAAAGCAUUAUGUUAGGGGGGAAAAGUAGGGUGGGUUUCCAAAAUUGCAUUUUUUAUAUUAAAAAAUAAAGUCAGGAUUUGGA
Molecule: messenger RNA, 4979 nt
Organism: Choloepus didactylus (southern two-toed sloth)
Lineage: Eukaryota; Metazoa; Chordata; Mammalia; Pilosa; Megalonychidae
Gene: BRD1
Product: bromodomain containing 1
Exons: 14
Coding region: 460-4023 (1187 amino acids)
Biological process (GO): regulation of transcription by RNA polymerase II
Cellular component (GO): MOZ/MORF histone acetyltransferase complex
Molecular function (GO): protein binding
Source: RefSeq, a predicted model, not a curated record